AUGAUUAGAAUUACUAGUCGCAGCGUGAAAGGAGCUGUAAAUAUUCGUAGUGUAUCAACAAGUACCGUGAGAUUCAAUAAUGCCCCAAAAGUAGUUUCACCACCAGUUCCACCAACGGUCAAACCACAGGGAUCAGAAAUCCCCCCACCACCACCACCUCCUCCAAAAACCAAGAAAUUUUCAUUGUUUGGGUUUCUUUUCAAGACUACUUUAUUAGCCACAGUUGUUUAUGGAGGGACAUUAUAUGCUGCCACAAAGAAUGACAAGGUUAUGGAUUUUGUGAUUGAUAAACAAUUACCAUUCCAUGAAGAAUUGAUUGAUUUCAUUGAAAAUGGAUCCACUGAGGAUUUAGAAGAAGCAUGGGAAAACUUGAAAAGCAAAUUCACAAAUGUCAAAUUGCCAACUAAAGAUGACAUUGACGAACUUACUCAAAAAUUAGAACACAGAGGUGAAGAUAUAAUCAAGGAAACCAAAAAGAAAAUAGCUUCCACUCAUAUUGGGCAUAAAAGCGGUACAGACUUGACUCCUGCUGAACAAUUACAAAGGGGUGUUGAAAUUGAAAGCGUCAAAAAAGACUUUGCCCAUUUGCCCUUGAUUGAAUUAAAUUCUGAUCUUGGCAAAUCGGUUGACGACACAGUCAAACAAACAAUCACUUCAUUCAACAACUUUAUACAAUCAAUUGAUGCCAGUUCUCUUGCCAACAAAGAUGACAAACUAGUUGCGUCUGUAAACACUAGUGUUAACCAAUUGGCCUCUAGAUUGAACAGUUUGACCAAGGACUUUGACAAUGAAUUGCAAAAGAAAUUGAAAGUAUCACAAACUGAAUUAUUUUCCUCAUUCACAAGAAAAGAAUUAGAAUUAACUGAGAAUUUAUUGCAUCAGUUUAGUACUGAAAAACAACAGUUAGAAUCUAAAUUGAACCAAAAAUUAAACCAAGAAAUCCAAGCAGCCAGAGCUGCUAUUUCUCAAGCUGCCAGUAAUGCAGUUGCCAUGGUUAGAAUCGAGCAAACCAAAAAUUUUGAAAAAUUAGUCUCAGAGAAAUUAAACGAAGAAAGAACUGGCAGAUUAGCCAACUUAGAGAAAUUAAAUGACCGUAUCAUUGAAUUAGAGAAGUUUGCUGAAGGAUUCGAAACACAGAUUGUUUCAAAUCAUAAAAAGGCAAUAAUUCACCAGACUGUCUCCAAACUCAAAUCUUUGUUAUUAGCUCCAACUGCUGGUGACAAACCACAGCCUAUCAAACCAUAUCUUGAUGAGUUAACCAAAAUUGCAAGUGAUGACGAAGUCUUAAAAUUAGCCAUAAAGGAUUUGAGCCCAUUGGUUACAAACGAGUCUACCCACUCUAUUUUGACUAAUGCCCAGUUAUUGUCUCGUUGGGAACAAUUGGCCCCAGAAUUGAGGUCUGCUUCGUUGUUGCCACCAAAUGCUGGUUUAUUGGGUCACUUGGCAUCCAUUGUUUUUUCUAAACUUUUAUUACCCGUGAAAGGUAUCAAAGAAGAUGGAAAAGAUAUUGAAUCUGUUAUUGGAAGAGUAGAAUCAAGUUUGGCCAGAGGUGAAUUGGAUAUUGCAGUUGAAGAAGCUGCUAACUUGAAAGGUUGGAGUAGAAAGCUUGCUAAUGAUUGGGUUGUUGAAGGUAGAAAGAGACUUGAAAUCGAGUUCCUACUUGGUUUAAUUGAAAGCGAAUCAAGAAUUAUCUAG
Molecule: messenger RNA, 1695 nt
Organism: Candida dubliniensis CD36
Lineage: Eukaryota; Fungi; Ascomycota; Pichiomycetes; Serinales; Debaryomycetaceae
Exons: 1
Coding region: 1-1695 (564 amino acids)
Biological process (GO): cristae formation
Cellular component (GO): MICOS complex
Source: RefSeq, a predicted model, not a curated record